This is a messenger RNA of Gopherus flavomarginatus (Mexican gopher tortoise), 2385 nucleotides long. It is a transcript of the gene ALKBH4, whose product is annotated as alkB homolog 4, lysine demethylase. The record is from RefSeq and is a predicted model, not a curated record. The transcript is spliced from 3 exons. Gene Ontology annotation, molecular function: demethylase activity; oxidoreductase activity; actin binding. The coding region runs from base 16 to 1290 and encodes 424 amino acids. Gene Ontology annotation, biological process: protein demethylation; oxidative demethylation; actomyosin structure organization. Lineage: Eukaryota; Metazoa; Chordata; Testudines; Testudinidae. Gene Ontology annotation, cellular component: midbody; contractile ring.
ACUACAACUCCCAGCAUGCCCCGGGUCCGAGCGCGGCCCUCUAGCUUGGCCAGGAGUCCCGCAGACUGCUGGGAAAGCGAGUUCCGCGUAGGGGCGGCCAGAUCAGCUCUGGGCCUGUCGGGGCCAGGCUGGGGAGCCCGAGUGUCCCUCCCCCCGCCGCGGGUCCCCUCCCCCAACACCCCCGCCACUCACUCACCUGUCGCCGGGGCCGCGUGCGGGCCGCGCUGGGCCCUGCCGCCGCUGGGGAGCCCGGAGCGCGGAGCCCGGCUGGCGGCGAUCGGAGCCCGGGGCGGGGCCUCUCCCCGCGGGAUGGAGGCGCGGGGAGGCGGCGGGGGCGCGGGGCCCGCCUGCGGCUGCAAGGGGAUCCGCCGCUGCCUGCUCUGCCAGGGGCCCGCGCCGGCCGCUCCGCCCCCGCAGGAAAAGGGUAACUUCACUUAUUGUCCAGCAGCAGGUUUAGCAGUAGGAAAUGAAUGCUCAGAGUUUGCUGGCUGGGCAUUUCCAUUUCCCGGCGUGUUCUUGCUGGAGGAGUUUAUAAACCAAGACGAGGAAUCUCAGAUGGUUCAGCUGAUGGAUCAAGAUGACUGGAAACUAUCACAGUCUGGCCGAAGGAAGCAGGACUAUGGGCCCAAAGUGAACUUUAAGAAAAAGAAGCUGAAAGUUGAUAGUUUCAUUGGCUUGCCCAGUUUUAGCCAGGAGAUUGUGCAGCGAAUGAAGGCUCAUUCUGCGCUAGAGGAUUUUGUUCCUGUUGAGCAGUGUAACCUGGACUAUCUGCCUGAAAGAGGGUCUGCCAUUGACCCACACUUUGAUGACUGGUGGCUUUGGGGGGAGCGACUGGUUAGCUUAAACUUGCUCUCAAAAACUGUGCUGUCCAUGUCUUGUGAUUUGGAGGACAGUCUCCAGUUAUUUGCCACUCUCAGUCAAGGAAGUGGGGAAUCAAAUCGCUCUGCCUCACCUCAAGCUUGUCAGACCCAUAAAUCAAACAACUAUACUCCCACAUCAGCAUGUGAAAAUUUAGGCAGUUGGGAUAUUGACUGCUCAUCUCCCCCAAGACUUAUUCCAUACAAAGAAGUUACUGUAGACAUUCUCUUACCUAGGAGAUCCCUGAUUGUGCUGUAUGGAGAUGCACGCUAUAAGUGGAAACAUGCAAUUUACCGCAAGCACAUUGAGCAUCGCCGGAUCUGUGUCACCUUCAGGGAGCUGUCUGCAGAAUUCGCUUUGGGAGGAAAGCAGGAAAAACUGGGUAAAGAGCUCCUCGAAUUAGCCCUGACAUUUCAAGGAAAACCAGUGUGAACAGGGGGAGAAAAUUGGAAUUAUGAGUUGUUGGGAUAUUUGAAAAUUAAAGUUCAGAUUUUUUGCAGUUUAUCACUGUCUUAUUUGGAGAUUGUUUAAGGGCCAUUAUCGGACCAAAUUAUGCAAAAAUACAAAAGCUAGAUCUCAUGGCAAUGUUAUAACAUUGCAGCAGUUGAAGGUGCUUGCUUGUUUUUAAAGUAAGCCUUACCUUGCAGUAUCAAAACCAAAACCAUUGUAGCAUUAGCUGCUGGAUGAGAAUCAGAAACUGGCUAUUGUACUUUUGUCUUUACUGUAAUGAAAUGCAAAGUAGUAAACAAAUCACUUUAAAAUAAUUACUUGAAGCUAAGGUGUAAACGAGGAAGGAAACUUAGUUUGUAAGUGACUUUCAAUUUGACAGUCUAUAGUCUAAACAUUAUUGUAAAUUGAUCUAUGUUGAUUUUGAUGUUUCAAAUUACUGCAAGCAGAAAAGGGUCUUGUUCUUUAAGCUUUUUGGAUCAUCUUACUGCCUGGACUUUUCUUUUAGGGCUCUAUUUUAAGAAUCCAGGUGCUCUGCCUAAACUAAUAGUGAAUGAAAAAUAAAAUGUCCCUUCCUAUGGGGCAGAAUGUUUCAAACUAUCAUUCUAGGAACUAGUCACUAACCUUCUGGUUCAAAUUCAGUCCAAGCAAUGGAGCAGAUUCCAAACUUUACUUGUCAAGGCUCAGUUCGGAGACACUGCUUUUAGAGCUGCACUGUUCCUUAGGUACAUAAUCUUCUUGUUUGCAUCGGCUAGUUCCUUUAAAAGCCAGCACUCCAGGGGAGGAGCAUAAGUAUCUACCCAUAGAUAAUACAAUACGCACAGAACUAAUUGAAGUAAUUUUCCCUUUACUGAAAAUAUUAACGGUCAUUGUGAGAAUUAAUCAUAUAUAAGUGUAUGACCUACAUCUUCUGGGAUUUCAGAGAGACGGAGCAACAUUUGCAGUGGGCUGUUUUCAAAGACAAUUCAGACAUCUUCAGUAUCUGAACUCUAAGUAGGUUGUGUUCUUUUCUGAGCAUAUGUAAUCUCUGACCUGCCAUUAAUUCACAGUAAUAAAAGUAUGUUUUUAAGAACAAGCAAA